GCCGCAGCUAAGGGUUGCUUACGUUAGGUAAACCCGUCAGUCAUUAAGACUUUCGCAAGCAAGACAAGCUGCAGCGGCGCUCACAAAGGUGUCGUGCGCCGCAGCAAUAUAUCUUGCUGAUUCGCAGCGCGCACUGCAGCCCAGAUAACCUAGCGAGCGACUGCACAAAAGCGAAGAAGACGCAAAAGGUGUCAUGGCUUUGUCUGAAAGCCAACUCGCCAAGUUGGAGGGUGCUAUUGCUAGGAUGGUCGAAGACGACGACGCCCAAUCGUCGGUACUAGACAAAGGCUGGCUCAGGAAGAAGCUUGAGGAAGACACGGCGAGCGACGAGGAGGAAGCCGACGAUCUGGACGAUCUGCAGAAGACUGGCGGCCGCUGGCGCAUUUUGGUGUCCGUGUGGGGCCCCGCGGCGCAGAAAUGGGGCGCAAAACUGAUCCGGUUUAAGAGGAUCAUUUACAUCAUGAAGCAGUACGGACCCGGCAGCUGCGUGCCGCUGGCGUUCAUGUACAAGCACCACGUCGGGUACUUCAUCAAAUUCGCCUCCGACGAGGCGCUAGCUCCGUUCGUGCCGACGUUCCCUCCGGGCGCGGCGGCCGACGAUCCCGUGGAUCGCGAGGACGGGUUCGACCUGGGCGAGGUGUCGGCCGAGGUCGUCGCUUCCGCGGCCAUAAAUUUGCAGCGGGCGAAGUACGGGGAAGGGCCCAAGGGCCUGAUGGCGCGGCUACUCUGCGUCUGCCUGGCGGCCGAGAACGAGGGCCGGGGUUUUGGCACGUACACCGGCGGGGAGUGGAUACUCGGGCAGUUGGCGGGCAUCGUGCCCUAUGAAAAUUGUGAUUGCUUCGAAUGGUUGCACGAGAAGAGCCACGGGGACGUGCUCGCGAAGCUUUUUGAAGAACUCUUCGGGACGAGACUGGCUCCGCACGACGCGCGGAUGUUAGGAGCCAACACGGAACUCAAGGCGCGGUUCCCCAAUGACGACGGCCAGUUCACAGAUAGCGGCAGCGGGCAGGUUAUGUACAUCAGCAUUGGCGGCGGACGGAAAAAGAGCGGCUACGCGAAUCUCCGGGAGCGGCUCCGCGCGCACGACGGUAGGUUAUUAUUGCUGGCGCGGACGUACCUAGGUAACAACCGGGCCCGGCAGUCGGCUGCCCUGGGGAACCCGCUCGCCGACGCCUGUGAUGAUUUGACGUACUACAACGACGGCGAUCAGCCCCGGAUUGUGCAUGCGAGGCCGCCGUCGAGCCGUACCCGCCCGGACGAAAGAUGUGUCAUCGUCCGACAGCCUGGAGAUGCGACUCCGAGAUCCAUUCCGUGGGACCCUGACCGCGACCCGCUCUAUAUUCACCAGGCCCGUCGGGGCCUCUUCGUUUGGCACGAGAGUAUGGGGACAACUACCUUCAGAAAAAUCCCGAAGUGUAAAUUGGACACGGCGAAACUCUAUUUGUGUUGUCAGAAGAACUCAUGGGGCUCGAACAUCGAGGGCACGCCUGCGGAGCUCGACGCGGCCACGGGCCGUCAAAUCUUGGAUCUCCUCCAAGCGUCCGGCGAGAAGGAGAGUUACCUGACGUCGAUGGCGAGGGCAACUGCUACCGUCAAUGGAAAGGACGGGAGACGGCUAACCUACAACACGGGGAUGCUCACGGUCGCCCAGAUCCUUGGGGCGGAGGCGUUCCGGCUCGUGACGGAAUGCAAGGAACACAUGGUGAUCCUGCUCGCCGACGGUCGAAGAAUUAUUAUUACUACAGCUACGUGCACGGCGGCAAAUAGUGGAGACAACAGCAUCUGCCAGUUCAGUAUUGAGAGUAAUGGAAGGCAUCCACUCCUCUGGCGCCAGACCGCGGUAUGUGUUCUUGUGAUCAAGUUUCCCUCGGACACGUACGAGUUCUGCGAAGGCAACCAAUACUGUAGGCGGCUCUCUGUAGCUACACCGCGCGAUCGCAAGCUGUUCUGCGUCUUUUCUACUGACUUGUCGCUAGAGCUGCGUGAAAAAGUGAUGAAGAUUUAUGUUCCCAAGAAUUUGAUGUACGAAAAACUUCUGGCCGUCCAAGGCAUGAGACCCGACGCUCGCUACUUGUCUAAGCCCAGACUUGACCCGGCCUGGAAGGGUGGCGACGAUCUCUACCGCGUGUUUCAGAACGGUCUCGUCGAUAGCAGUGAGCUUUUGGAUAAAGUGCGGGAGGUCGGGGCGCCCUGGGCGGACUGGCUCGACGCGGCAUCGGUGCUCGGGCCCGGUUUAGAUUUAGAUGCGCUCUGCGCGAGGCUGCCGCCGGCGACGCACGCGGACGUCCGGCGGGCUUUUGGUGUGGAGACGCUCGCUACGGCGCCGCCGCAGCCGAGCGCCCUGGAGCGGACUAUUGCAGGCGACCUCGGCGCCGCGCGGGAGCACCUCGCGCAUCAUUCGCAAGCGACGCGCCCGGCUCCGCCGCCGAACCUCGGCGCCGCUGCGCCCGUCGUCGCGGGGCGCCCCGUGCCGCGCUCGGGGUUCGAGAACGACGGCCCGCUCGGACCGAGCUUCACGACGCCGAUGUUUCGUGCGCUGCCCAAUGCGCCGUACAAGCCGCAAGGCCCGGGGGGCUACCGACCGCAAGAUGACAGCUCCGCGCCGGUCCAUCACUUCACCUUCAGCGACUCGGACGACGAAGAGGAGUGGUGAAGGAGCGUGGUGAGACGAGUACAC
Pelagomonas calceolata is the source of this 2677-nucleotide messenger RNA. The record is from the annotation of a GenBank genome assembly. Lineage: Eukaryota; Pelagophyceae; Pelagomonadales; Pelagomonadaceae.